Molecule: messenger RNA, 1425 nt
Organism: Aspergillus novofumigatus IBT 16806
Lineage: Eukaryota; Fungi; Ascomycota; Eurotiomycetes; Eurotiales; Aspergillaceae
Exons: 3
Coding region: 296-1084 (262 amino acids)
Source: RefSeq, a predicted model, not a curated record
CAUGCCUCGCUGGGAUACUUUUUCAGGUGUGAAUGGAACUGUCCGAUAUCUGCGGAUGGGUGUCCACCGAUUGGAGUCAGUUUCUAUGAGGCGAAGGUAACGCUAUUCAAGCGAUACUAUGAAAUUAUCUCUUGCCCGGAAGACUUCCCAAGAGGGACAUUGCGACUGUACUCCUGUUCCGAGCUAGCGGUUCGGUCACCCCAGCCCUCAAGGCUAUUGGUAUUCAUCAAUGUCGCAAAGAAGACAAACAGACCAUUGAAAUCUAUCUGGCAAGCUCCUUUUCGACCAGUGGGCGAUGCCGAGACUCGUCAUGUUUGCCGGUGAUGUGCCUCUCCUGGAGGACAUACGGGACCCCUUCAUGACCUGGCUCAUCGAUUCCGAUGUGCAGGAGGCGUUACCACCAAUCGAGAAAGGGUGGUAUGACUCAUUUGCCUCCGGCAGUAUUCGCGGCCUAUCGGAAUGUUUGUUGGCCAACUCCGAACUGUCUGACUCCUUUACACACUGGUUCUCGGCGGCGGCAGCGUGCCACACGUCCAAUACAGCCUACAUGGUCAAUGCAUACACGAGUGCUGCCAAGGUUGCAUUUCGCCAGGCUAAAACCACCCAGGCUGCAAAAUCUGGAACUCUACAGGGGCUGGGAAGAGAUCAGAUGGAGAGAUUACCCUUGUACUGGAGACUGCGUCUUUCUGGCGACUCACUCUUAACUCAGGCUAUCGAAGUGGGCGUUGAUACGGUUGAGGGCUGGAGAUCCGGCGAGAUGCUGGAAUUACUCGUGCAGGGAAGGGCUCUCUAUCUCAGUGAGAUCGCAGACCCACAGGAAUCUGAGAAGAAUCCUCAUGCAGACCGCAUCGUGGCUAAUUCAGAAGUUGGAUUCCUCAUGGGGAAAUACUACAGAGCUUUUGGUCGGAACAUCGAGGCGAUGGCCUGCUACGCCGCACAAGUCAAGCAAUGUAUUCGGCUCUCGAGCGACAAUGAUCCGUUGAAUGAUGGAAUGGCAUUUCGGCGACUUGGGGAUGUCUUCGCCGGUCUGGGGACAAGGAGUCACGAUGUGGCAUCAGAGUUACUCGCUCACUCAAUACGAUAAUGACAGCAAUGGCGAGGAUGAGGGGUUGGUCGAACAGUCUAUUAUUUGCAGGGGAUGUUACAGGUCCGUUGAGAUCAGCAAUAUCUCGAUUUGCCGAUAUUGUCACAACAUUAUACUCUGUGUGACGUGUUUGCCACUGGGGAGGAGCGAGGUAUUGCUGUCAAUAUCUGCCGUCAAAAGCAUGGAUCCUGCUUCCUCCCUACCAGAGAGCCUUAAGGCAGCAUGGUGAAGGACAGAACGAUAUGGUGUUUGUGGAGGAUCAUUGGAUCAGGCUCGACGAGCUCAAAUAUCGAUAGAUGCUGAAAUGGGGCAUCAAAUAAAGAGAGUGAUCCCUAGUACGC